AUGUCUGCUUGUGGCACCAAGCCCUUCCCCCUUCUGUUCUGUGACACCAAGCCCCUCCCCCUUAUGUGCUGUGACACCAAGCCCCUCCCCUUAUGUGCUGUGACACCAAGCCCCUCCCCCGUUAUGUGCUGUGACACCAAGCCCCUCCCCCUUAUGUGCUGUGACACCAAGCCCCUCCCCCGUAUGUGCUGUGACACCAAGCCCCUCCCCCUUAUGUGCUGUGACACCAAGCCCUCCCCCUUAUGUGCUGUGACACCAAGCCCCUCCCCCUUAUGUGCUGUGACACCAAGCCCCUCCCCUUAUGUGCUGUGACACCAAGCCCCUCCCCCUUAUGUGCUGUGACACCAAGCCCCUCCCCCGUAUGUGCUGUGACACCAAGCCCCUCCCCCUUAUGUGCUGUGACACCAAGCCCCUCCCCCUUAUGUGCUGUGACACCAAGCCCCUCCCCCGUAUGUGCUGUGACACCAAGCCCCUCCCCCUUAGUGCUGUGACACCAAGCCCCUCCCCCUUAUGUGCUGUGACACCAAGCCCCUCCCCCGUAUGUGCUGUGACACCAAGCCCCUCCCCCUUAUGUGCUGUGACACCAAGCCCCUCCCCCUUAUGUGCUGUGACACAAGCCCCUCCCCCCUUAUGUGCUGUGACACCAAGCCCCUCCCCCUAUGUGCUGUGA
Molecule: messenger RNA, 670 nt
Organism: Coregonus sp. 'balchen'
Lineage: Eukaryota; Metazoa; Chordata; Actinopteri; Salmoniformes; Salmonidae
Source: the annotation of a GenBank genome assembly